Messenger RNA from Xenia sp. Carnegie-2017, 4105 nucleotides. Its product is annotated as centromere-associated protein E-like. The coding region runs from base 345 to 4076 and encodes 1243 amino acids. The transcript is spliced from 24 exons. The record is from RefSeq and is a predicted model, not a curated record. Lineage: Eukaryota; Metazoa; Cnidaria; Anthozoa; Malacalcyonacea; Xeniidae.
AUCGAGGGAAUGUUGCAGGAAAAAUUGAAAUUAGUUGAUUCAUUGAACUUGUUAUCUGAGGAGAAAAGUUCGCUAGAAGAAAGUAAUUUAAGUUUGGUGACUAAAAAUGAUGAAAUAAAGCUUCAACUUGAGGAAAUGAAUCAAAGAAAUAGGGAGCUCUCUGUUCAAUUGCAAAGCGUAAACCAGGAAAACUCACAGAUAAGAAAUAAAAAUAAAGAGCUUCUAGAGACUUUGGAAAGUAAUGAAAAACAUAAAAACGAAUGUAAAAAAGCUCUGGAAAGAAUGACGAUUGAUAACAAAAAUUCAGAACAACUCAUUGAAACUUUACAACAAGAGAAAAGAAAAUGACUCAACUCAUUAAGAAAUUAAGAAACAGUGCCGCGGAAAAUGUUAAACAUGCAGCUACUGAUGAGAAAGAUUUAAAGUCUCUACUAGCAGAGAGGGAUGAUUUACGAGAAUCUUUAAAAAGUUCUUUGUCAGAAAAUGAAACAAUUCGUGAAAGAUUCAAGUCCCUUGAAAAGCAACAUGAAAAUGUAUUGUUUGAAAAAGAUGAAAUGCAAGAGGAAUUAGCAGAUUUAAACGAAACUAGAACUCUACUCCAAGACGAGUUGAAAACUCUAAAAGAAGAGAAGUUACUGCUACAAAAAAGAAUGAAUGAAGAACUUGAAAAUGCUUUACAUGAUGAAAAAAAGAAAACAGAUGAUAUACUUGAUAGUAUGAAAGAUGAGCUAAAAGCUAACUUGCGUUCAAAUGAACUAUUGAAUAUACAAUUGAGUCAGAUUACUGUUGAUAAAGAGGAUUUGGAAAGACGUUUUAUCGAAUUAAACGAAAAUCACAAAAUUCUUAUUGAGAAAAAGGAAGAAUGGGAAAAACAAUUACAGUUUACACUGGCGGAGAAAACAAAGACCCAGAAUGCAAUGGGAGCUGUAAAAAGUCAGUGGGAGGAGCAUCAAGUCACGUGUGGUGGAACAAAUAAGGAUUUGGAAGAAAGAAUAAAAACUUGUUGCGGAGAAAUUGAAUUGAAUUUACUACAAGAUGAAAAAAAGAGCUUUCAUGAGAAAAUAAACAUCGUCGUCAAAGAAAAAGAAGAUAUUGUGAAGAAAAUGCAGCAACAAAUCGAUUCUUUGGAAAGUGAAUAUGAGGAAUAUAAGAAUGACAUGGUAAACUCAAUACAAACGCUCGAUGCUAAAUUGAGUCGAGUAAAUGAUGAAAAAAAUAACCUCGACGCUGAUUUUGAAGAACUGCUCCAUGCUCACGAAGAACUUCAAAUAAAACACGAUGACCAUGUUAAUGCAAACAAAGAACUGAAUAAUUUACUUCUCAGAAUGAGUGUCGAAAAAGAUGAACUAUUUAACGAAAAUCAGGUUUUAUCAGCGCGUCUUUCCUAUCAAUCAAACCAACUCGACUCUCCGGAACCAGGGGAACCCGAAGAAAUUUCACGUUUGCAAAUAACUAACGAAAAUUUACUUGAGGAAAUUGCAUGUUUGAAGGACAAGUUGAACGAAAAAAAGGAAGCCAUUGCGAUGGAAGAAAACCCAGUUUUCUCAGAUGAUGAAAAUGAGGUUACUUUAAGUAAAAACGAAACUACUGAAAACGAAAAAGUAAACACAGUCGAAACUAGAGUUUCCGAAUUAACGCAAGAGAAAUAUCACUUACAAAAUAACUUGAACGAUGUACGUGAAGAAGUUUCUGUAUUGUCCCUGAAACUUGAAGAUAAAAUCAAAGAGAAUCUUGACUUGCAAAACAAACUCAAAGAAUUUGCGUGUUUGACGGAUGUUCAAACUGCGAAUGAUAACGAGAUUGUGGAUUUAAGAAAUGCAGUUGAUAUUUUACAAAAUGAAAAUUCAGUUUUAAAAGAAACGAUCGAAAAACUUGAAGGAGUGAGUGAAGACUACAGUUGCGAAAUAAAAAACUGGAAAGAAAAGUAUUUUGAGAAAGAAUGUGAAAAGGAUUUACACGAUAGCAAUAUUUCAACCUUUGUAAAGUCAUUGAAAGAUGUUGGAAUAAUAUGCAAUGAUGAAGAUGAUAUUUUAGAAAUUUUCUUAAAGACACAAAAACAUAUGAAAGAAAGCCAACAAUCUAUUUCUUUUCUCAAUGAAAAUGCUCGUGAAAAGGAACAAAAGUUGUCUGAUAUAACUGCUGAAUUGAAUGGUCUCUCCGACGAUUUGCAGCAGAAAGAAACUCUUUUGCUUGAAAAGGAGGAAGUUUGUCGUAAAAAUGAACAAGACAUGUUUAAUGUUAAAACUGCUUUUGAAUCAGUGUCAGUUAAGUUGACAGAGAAAUCAGAAGAAUGUGAAAAUCUUAUGAAAAUGCUUGAGAACGAAAAAAACUUUGCUAAAGAAUUAGAGGAAAACAUAAAGAAUAUUGAGAAAUUAGCUGAAGAAAGGCAGGAAAAAUUAAUUCUAGCUGAAAAAUCUUUGUCUGAUGAAGUAGGUAGGUCGAGCGAUCUGCAAAGCAGGGUUGACGAAAUUUUAAAUGAGUGUAAAGCUAAAGACAAAGAGAUUUCUAUUUUGGAAAAUGAUCUGUUAAAUUCAAGACAUUUGGUCGAAGAACUAGAAAAUGAUAUAAAGCGGAAUGAUGAAACCUACAGCAACAAACUUAAAACAAGUUCGACAAAUAUUAUUGAAAAAACAGAAGAAUGCGAAAGUUUGAAGGAAGAACUUCAAAAAAAGAUUGUAGAAGUUGUUUCUUUGCAGCAAUCGCUUGAAUCUCGGGAUAUGGAACUAAACGAAAAAUUAUCUUCCUCAAAUAACCAAGUUGUAGAUUUAAGUAAGGAAAUUGAUCUACAGACCAAGAAAUUCUCUGAGCUCAGUGAGUUAUUGAAACAAACAAAAGAAUCAGAAAAAUAUUUGAAGGAGUCCUUGAGUAAGUUGACACAAGAGUGUUUGGAUAAAGAAACAGAACUUAAUAAACUGCGUGAAACACAAGUCAUGCUUCAGACAGAAUUAUCAUCUUUAAAAGAAAACAAUCCAACAACUCAUGAAAAUCUUAUAAAGAAAGACGUCAUGGUUGUGUCACAGUCAACACCUUAUGAGGAAGAGUCACGUGAUGAGCUGAAAGAAAAGUUAAAUUUAUACUUAGAGCAAAAAAUGAAAUUAGAAGAAGAGAUUAAUCGUCUGCGUAUUAAUGGAAGUAACUCCAACCACAAUGAAAUGAGUAAAAAAUAUGGAGUACUUGAAAAGCAAAACAAAGAACUUCAGACAAAAAUGAAUAAAAUGAAACAAUUGAUAGUAAAGGCAAAAAAAGAAAGUGAAAGUUUAAAACAGAAGUGCGAAGAUGAAAAAGCAGGUUUCUCUGAGAUUAUCAAACAAAAAGAUGAAAAAAUUGCGUCCAUGGAAAAUGAAAAUGAACUUAAAAUUUUGAGAGACUCUGAAAAGAGUGAAAUGUUCAGCAAACUUGAGGAAGAACUACAAACUGUAAGAGAAAGUUUAACAGAGAAGACUCUGCUUCAUCAUCAGGAGAAGGAAUCAUUUCAAGAGAGAUAUGAAAAUAUAGAAAAGGAAAAUCUUGAACUUGAACAUAAAUAUGAUGAGAUAAAAAAGUUAUGUGAUGAUCAAGUUGUUAAAAUUGGUUUGUUGGAAAAGGAAAUUGAGGAGAAAGAAAAAAAAUGUCUAGAGUUUUCAGAUCAGCUCAAAAGUCUUAAUGAUGAACUGACUGAAGAAAAAUCUGUACUUAAUGAUGUACAGUCCGAGUUAACAGCUGCCAAAGGACUAUUAGAGCAUUCUGAGAAGGAAGCUGGUAAAGCAAGUCUUGUCGAUCUCGAACUGGCAGAUUGUCAAAAUGCAUUAGAGAAAGUUGAGAAAGAACUGUCAGAAAACGAGAUAAAGCUGAGGCAGAAAGAAGAUGAAUCUCAAGCUUUAAAAGAUCAGUUGGUGACAAAAGACAAUAAUAUAGGUUAUUUAUAUCGCAAAUUUCCAAAUUCAUCGCUUUACUUCAUGAUUGUAAAACCACUAUUUAUGCGUAUAUCAAUGUUAAAUUUAUCAUCAAUCUUUACUACACAACAGAAUUGCACCUGUGUUGUGCACUACAUCAAAAACGAAAAUAUUAAUUCCUUUCAUAAUUCAUUUGUGUUGUAGUAGAAGAUUUACGUGAUUUUUGCCUUGAU